AUGGUGGUAGAGACGCGAUCAGUUAAAAAAGCGAACGCAGCAAGUAUGGAGCAAGGCCAAUUUUCUACCGUUCAACACGGAAGCCCUACCAGCUCCACACCAACUGCUGGCGCUCAGCAGUCCGUUGGAAUUCCCAGCGGCGCCGCUAGUUCUGUUUCAGGGUCUUCAACUACUGUAAGGAGUCGUACCUUACAAAUAGAAGCGGAUUAUGCUAAAAAAAUUGCGAUGCUGGAGCGCGCUGCAUUGGAGCGUGCCAAAGAGCGCGAGCGUGUGGUAUUGGAACAAGAGCGCGCCGCUUUAGUACUACAAAAACAAGCACGUAUCGCCGCCUUGGAGGAGAGAGGUAGUAUACGUACUCGUAGUAGUCGUUCAAGUCACAUCUCUAACAGAGAGGUACGAAAAUGGUUAGACACAUGUCUAGAGGCUAUACCCUCAGUGGAAGUAAAUGAGCAACCGCAGAACAUUAAAAUUAAUACGUCCUGUAGUAAACCCACUACUAAUAGCAAUUGUUCUGCGGCAUUAGCGGCACAUUUACAAAUACCGAACAAUAGCUUUAACCCUGUGACUACCACAGAUACUCAAUAUCUUCGGCCUAUCCUAAAAGAAUCUAAUGUGGCUAAUAAUUUCGAUGUUUGCACAAGCCCGGCGAGGGCCAGUUCUAGUGCGACUAAAAUCAAACCGGUUUCCUCCACUAUUAAUAAAACCCCAAGUGAUAUAGCUUUGUUAGCAGAAGCAAUUACAUCACUUUCAAAAGAAAGUCAACACAACGUAAAAUUUGGAGAUGGUCGUCUACCUUUUUUUGAUGGCAAGCCUUUAGAUUGGUUAACCUUCAAACGUGUAUAUGACAACACGAAAUCAAGAUAUUCUGACUCGGACAACCUAACGCGUAUCAAUAUGGCGCUGCGGGGAGAGGCACAUGAUGCUGUAGCAGUACUGUUAGUCUCCGCUCAAGACCCUACUCAGGUAAUACAAGCAUUAGCAACAAGGUUUGGUAGGCCUGAACUAAUUGUUUUACAAGAAGUGGCAAUGAUGCGUUCCCUGCCAAAGGUCAACAUCGAUUGUAGUGACCUUCAUAAGUUCGCUUGUCGAGUUCGUAAUUCAGUAGAAGUAAUGAAACUUUUAGAACAACGAUGUUAUUUAGAAUCGCCAGAACUUUUUCAAUCUAUUCUUAGUAAACUCACACCUCUAUUACGGACACGUUGGGCUGACUUUGCAGCGUCUCAUUUCCAUCAAGAGGUAACUAAACUCGAGCUCUUAGCCUCCUUCCUCACUCAAGAGGUGGAUCUACAGCUCAAGUUUGGUCUCCUCAAUGAACCUAUUUAUUAUAAUCGAAGCAACAAAAUUCGUUCGGUUGCAAUUAACAAACCAUCCACGUCCAUUGUUCCAUACAUUUUUCAAUCUGAAACUCAUGAACAAUCAUCUAGUGUAACAUCUCACAAUAAAAAGAUAUGCUAUUUUUGUAAUGACGAUCAUAGCUUAUCUCAUUGUAAUAAUUUUAAGAUAUUGUCAGUUGAUGACAGAUGGAAAUUUGUUAAUGAGAAAAAACUUUGUCAUAAGUGUCUUAGAAAAGGUUCACAUAAUUAUAAAAGUUGUAAUAUUUCUAAGGAAAUCUGCAACAAUAAAAAAUGCAAUUCUAGACACCAUAAACUAUUACAUAUUGCUCAUGUGGUUGAAAGUGAGGUUGAACAUGGUGAAUCAUCUUCCACUCCUCAAUCUGGAGAACUUGAAGGUUCUGAUGAAUCAUCAUGCAAACAAACGACUGAUUUUAUAGCUCAUGCUAGUAACUCACUUCCAUUAUGCAAUGUUCAACAUCCAUGUUAUCGACCUUUCUUAAAAAUUAUAGCUGUUGAAAUCUCUGGCCCACGUGGUAGUGUGAAUACUUACGCUUUGUUAGAUGAUGGGUCAACCGCUACUUUUAUAGACUCGGAGCUCGCUGCAAAAAUUGGAGCCCGAGGACCUACUGUCAAAACUCUUUUAAAAUGUGUCGGCGGGUUAUCAAAACAUACAGAAAUAGAGUAUGUAGAUUUUAAUAUUAGAGGUUGUCAUGUUGAUAAGACGUAUCAAGUCAAGCAGGCUCGUUCUAUAAAAGAUUUACAAUUAGCUAAACAGUCUGUCUGUCCCCAAGAUAUUAGUAAAUUUUCUUACCUUUCCGAUUUGGCUUCCUAUUUAUGUUAUGAGAAUGCACAACCAAAAAUUGUGAUCGGUAUCGAUAACUGGCAUCUUACCAUACCGCAAUCCAUACGGAAAGGUACGAGAACGCAACCAGCUGCAAUUAACACUGCUCUUGGUUGGGUUUUAUUCGGUUUUAGUAGUAGUAAAACUAGUCCAGUUGAUUUAGUGAAUCAUGUUCAGUGUAAUGAAACAGAUUUUAACAAGACAGAUUUAUUGGAAAAUCUUAUAAAAAAUUAUUACAAGUUGGAUUCGAUAGGAAUUACUAAGAAAGAACCGCGUAGUGCAGAUGAUGAACGCGCUAUUGAAAUUUUAGAACGUACAGCUAAUCGUCUUCCGUGCGGUAGAUUCGAAGUCGGUUUAUUAUGGAAAUCUAAUAAUCCUGUCAUUCCUAACAGCUAUCCUCUUGCUUUAUCGCGUUUUUUAAGUCUUGAAAAGAAAAUGAUCAGUGAUCCUACUUAUGCUGAGCGUUAUAAACAAAAUAUUCGCGAUCUCGUUACUAAAGAUUAUGCUGAGAAAUGUCAAAAUGAACCUUCUUCUAAUUCUGUAUGUUGGUUUUUACCUCAUUUUGGCAUAAUAAACCCCAAUAAACCGGCAAAACUACGAGUAGUACACGAUGCUGCCGCAAAAAUCAAAGGUGUUAGCUUAAAUUCACUUCUACUUACGGGUCCAGAUUUAUUGCAAUCUUUAAUCGACAUUUUACUUCGUUUUAGAGAGGGUAAAGUAGCUAUGACUGCAGACAUUAAGGAAAUGUUCCCUAGGUUCAAAAUUAUCGAACAGGAUAGAGAUGCUCAAAGAUUUCUCUGGCGCGACAGCCCUACUGAUCCUAUAGAAACCUAUAGAAUGUCAUCAAUGAUCUUCGGAGCAGUUUCUAGCCCCUUUACAGCUAUGUAUAUGAAAAAUAAAAAUGCUCUAGAGUUUAAAGAUCAAUAUCCCGACGCGGUUCAUGGUAUUAUAUACGAUACUUACAUGGAUGAUUAUAUCGGUUCAGUAGAUUCUAGUAGUGAUGAAGCAGCUCAGUUGGCGGCAGAUAUUGUCAACAUUCAUGCGCGCGCAGGCUUAGAGAUGCGUGGAUGGGUAUCCAAUGACCCUAAAGCGCUCCGUCUGUUGCCAAAUCAUCUUUUAUCAGAAUCGGUAUCUAAUAUUAACCUAAACUUAGCGAAUUUUCCGUCGUCUACACCAUGCAUCCGCGCUCUAGGAUUAUACUGGCACCCAUCUAGCGACCUUAUAGGCUUUAACACUUCUAUUAAAAGUAAUCAAGAAACUUUGCCUAGUUCGCUUACUAAACGUAUUAUAUUGUCUUUAAUUAUGCGAGUCUUCGAUCCAUUAGGAAUCCUCGCUCCAGUUGUUAUUCGCGGUCGUAUUUCAAAACGUUUGGCGUUGAAACCAAAUCAAAUAGAGUUGCACGUCUUUGCCGAUGCCAGCGCUCAGGCUUACGCAGCGGUGGCAUAUUGGCGCUUCGUUUAUCCUAAUGGAGACGUACAACUUGCAUUGAUCUGUAGCAAGUCACGUGUAGCGCCUUUAAAACCAUCUAGUAUUCCUAGAUUAGAGUUGCAAGCUGCAUUAAUAGCCGCACGUCUAGCUACAACCAUCGUAGAAGCAGUCAAAUUUAAACCACUUAAGCGCACAUUUUUGUGCGAUUCGAUGAACGUUUUGGGUUGGCUUCGUAAUGAUGCACGAUCAUACAAGACAUUUGUAGCUCAUAGAGUAGGUGAGAUAAUAGAACUUUCAGAUGUUAGUGAGUGGCACUGGGUUCCAACCGCUUAUAAUGUUGCCGAUGAUUCAACACGUUUAAGCCGAGGCCCUUUAACUUCAGACUCACGCUGGAUAAAAGGACCUGAAUUUCUUCUAACUUCUGAUUGGCCUAAGGAACCUGCUAUUUCCCAUAAUCAAACCAUCCAUACUAAUACACCCGAGACUCACAUACAUCUCAUUAACGAAAUUGAGUCGAAUAAGCCAAUUUCAGCAGACGCACAACGUUUUAGUUCGUGGAAUCGUUUAAUUCGUGCCACAGCAUAUGCUCAUCGUUACUUAUCAUUGUUACGUCUUACUUCAUUAAGAAAAAAAGGCCUGAAUAUAGAACUCAUUCAUAAAGUAGAAGGCCGCAUUUUUUCUUUUCGUCCGCCAUCCAACUCAAACGUCGAUCGACAACGCAAUACAAUACGUAGCACACUUACCGCGGAAGACUUACAUUUGGCAGAAAUUCAUGUGCUACGUAAAAGUCAAUUAGAUUCUUUCUCAUAUUCAAAACGGUUUACCCGUGUCACACCGUAG
Galleria mellonella (greater wax moth) is the source of this 4443-nucleotide messenger RNA. RefSeq lists its product as uncharacterized. The coding region runs from base 1 to 4443 and encodes 1480 amino acids. The record is from RefSeq and is a predicted model, not a curated record. NCBI's taxonomy places the organism in Eukaryota, Metazoa, Arthropoda, Insecta, Lepidoptera, Pyralidae. The transcript has 2 exons.